This is a messenger RNA of Leptosomus discolor (cuckoo roller), 837 nucleotides long. RefSeq names its product leucine rich repeat containing 10 (gene LRRC10). The record is from RefSeq and is a predicted model, not a curated record. NCBI's taxonomy places the organism in Eukaryota, Metazoa, Chordata, Aves, Leptosomiformes, Leptosomidae. Gene Ontology annotation, cellular component: cytoplasm. Gene Ontology annotation, molecular function: protein binding.
AUGGGCAACAGUCUGAAAGCCAUAGUUGCUUUUGUGCCCUCCGACAAGUGUCAGAAGUACCUCCUGGAAGACCUAGAGGAGAUGCCAGUGGAUAAGAUGGUGGAUCUGAGCGGCAGGCAGCUGAGGCGGCUGCCUCUGCACAUUUGCUCUUUUAGGGAACUGGUCAAGCUGUACCUGAGCGACAACAACCUGAACCAUCUGCCCCCCGAGCUGGAGCAGCUGCAAAACCUGCAGAUCCUGGCGCUGGACUUCAACAACUUCAAAGCACUGCCCCUGGUUGUGUGCACGCUGAAGCAGCUGUGCAUCCUUUACCUGGGCAACAACAAGCUCUGCAGCCUGCCCUUCGAGCUCCGGCUCCUGCAGAACCUCAAGACCCUCUGGAUCGAGUCCAACUGCCUGCAGUGCCUGCCCGAGGUGGUGUGCGAGCUCAGCCUCCUCAAGACCCUGCACGCCGGCUCCAACGCGCUGCGCACGCUCCCCACCCAGCUGCGGUGCCUGCAGGAGCUGCGCACCAUCUGGCUGUCGGGCAACCUGCUGUCGGAGUUCCCCCCCGUGCUCCUGGACAUGCCUUUUCUGGAGGUGAUCGACGUGGAUCGCAACUCCAUCCGGUUCUUCCCCAGCCUGGCUCACCUCCCCGGCCUGAAGCUGGUGAUCUACGACCACAACCCCUGCAGGAACGCACCCAAAGUGGCCAAAGGGGUGCGCAGGGUGGGGAGAUGGUCAGAGGAGUCCCCCGAACCCCGCAAGCGGUCCGGGGCGGUGAUAGAAAUCACGCUCGAUGAGAAACCGUCUCCACCUCCUGCCACCAAGCCCGAGCCAGAAGCUGAGCCCUGCUAA